AGUAGCAAGAAAAUGAAGGGAGCAAUCAUUUCCAUGUUGGUUGUUGUAGCCAUGGUUCAAUUAAUCACGGUUAAGCCAGGAGAGGCCAUCACCUGUGGGGACGUGAACUCAGACUUGGCUGCUUGCGUUUCCUAUCUCACCGGAAAAGGUGGUGAUUUCCCUCCACCACAAUGUUGUGCCGGGGUGAACAAAUUGAAGGAAAGUGCUGUCAGCAUUGCAGAUAAGCAAGCUGCAUGUAAAUGUGUCAAGGCAGCCGCUGCUCGCAUCCCAGAUAUGAAGGAUGAGGCUGCAUCCUCUCUCCCUGCCAAGUGCAAGGUUCAAGUGGACUUUCCCAUCUCCAAAAACUUCAAUUGUGCCGAGUAA
Messenger RNA from Populus nigra (black poplar), 363 nucleotides. Its product is annotated as non-specific lipid-transfer protein A-like. The transcript has a single exon. Gene Ontology annotation, biological process: lipid transport. NCBI's taxonomy places the organism in Eukaryota, Viridiplantae, Streptophyta, Magnoliopsida, Malpighiales, Salicaceae. The record is from RefSeq and is a predicted model, not a curated record. The coding region runs from base 13 to 363 and encodes 116 amino acids. Gene Ontology annotation, molecular function: lipid binding. Gene Ontology annotation, cellular component: membrane.